This is a messenger RNA of Cydia fagiglandana, 3708 nucleotides long. It is a transcript of the gene Hil, whose product is annotated as hillarin. The record is from RefSeq and is a predicted model, not a curated record. Bases 466 to 3708 code for a protein of 1080 amino acids. The transcript has 19 exons. Lineage: Eukaryota; Metazoa; Arthropoda; Insecta; Lepidoptera; Tortricidae.
UCACCCGGCCUCCGCGGACGCCGCUCGCGUCGUGUACCAGUGUACGUGUACCGUGUACGUGUACCGCGUCCCGUGUACCAGUACCGUUGUUCGUAGUGUUGUGUCUGUGGGAAACGUGGAUUUUCAAUGAGUUUUGGAAACGCAAACAAACAUUCAAAACUAAUCCACUGCUAGUCCGUAACCAAACAUCCAUGAAUAAGCUUUAAGCAAUGAAACACUGGAACUUAACUAACCGUCCGUAAUAAGAACUUCAAGUACACAGUGAACAGUGGAAACACAAAAUCGCACUCUGCAGUAAACAGUAAAACUAGUGACAGUGAACAGCGCGUAACGCUCUGCGACUUGCAGUGAACAGUGCAACAAGUUACAGUGAACAGCACAUGCACUCUGCAGUGAAACCAGUGACAGUGAGCGCGUGAAGUGAACAGUGAAACAGUGAAACUGAGAUGACGUGACGACGCCACGAUGUACCGGCCCAACUUCUAUGAAAGCACUUGUUUUCGGUGCAACGAGAUCGUAUACCAAGUGGACCGAGUUGGUCCACUCAAGGACUUUACGUUCUUUCACAGUGGCUGCUUCAAAUGUGCAGUAUGCAGGACGAAGCUCACGUUGAAGACCUACUUCAACAACCAGCACUACACAGAGGACAAGGAAGUGUACUGCUCCUCGCACGUGCCCAAGAUCGGUCCAGGUCACCUGGACAACUCCUCCGUCGGCAUCCGCAGCGCGCUCAACGUGCCGCGCAGCAACAACUACGUCAACGAGCAGAUCCGCGGCCUCGCCCGCAACAUUGACAAUGAGCGUGAGUAUGACGAGGCCCAUUACCUGGGCAACCCGUCGGCAUCCGCAGCGCGCUCAACGUGCCGCGCAGCAACAACUACGUCAACGAGCAGAUCCGCGGCCUCGCCCGCAACAUUGACAAUGAGCGUGAGCCCAUCACCUGGGCAACCCGUCGGCAUCCGCAGCGCGCUCAACGUGCCGCGCAGCAACAACUACGUCAACGAGCAGAUCCGCGGCCUCGCCCGCAACAUUGACAAUGAGCGCCCAUCACCUGGGCAACCCGUCGGCAUCCGCAGCGCGCUCAACGUGCCGCGCAGCAACAACUACGUCAACGAGCAGAUCCGCGGCCUCGCCCGCAACAUUGACAAUGAGCUAUCCCCCACACGCGCGACAAACGGCGGCAGCGUACACGCGUCGCCCGCGCGUGAGUUGCGCGACACGCCCGACUACCAAUACGGCCGGUUCGACGCCAGCGCGCUGCACAUCGCGCAUGCGCUCAAGCAGACCGAGCUGCAGAAGGCGUACCAUCGCCCGAAGGAAAAACCCAUCGACUGCUAUUUGGAUCGAGAUGAACAGACGAAACUGGAGAUGAAACACCGCCAGGAGGAAGAUGACUUGUACAGAAAAUUCUCGAAACACCGCGAAGAAGAGAACAGAAGAAUACGAGAUGAAAUACAGGAUGAGUGGGAACGAGAGCUCGAGAGACUCACGAACAGGUUCCAACAAGAGAUGCAAGUCAAGAAGAGACGACCGGACUCCGAGAUCGGAGCUCUGACGCUGCGGCACCAGCAGGAAAGAGCGGAUCUGGAGAAGAAUAUGACGCUGAGAAGGGAUAAGAAGAAGGAGAGCUUGACUAGGAAAAUGUUGGAACAUGAAAGGGCAGCGACAGCAGCGCUAGUGGAAAAGCAAAGCCACGAGAUGAUGGAGCUUAUCCAAGAGCGCCGUUCAGAAUACGCGGCGGCGUCGUCUCUAUACGUGGACGGCGAAGAGGCGCCUCCUUACCCGGCGCGCGCGCCGCCGCCGCAGCCGCCGCUCGUCUCCAAGUUCCACAUCUACACGGACCCCGUUGAGUUCGCUGACGUCGAUAAGAUCGCUAUUUCGGUAGCGCAAGAAGACCAAAAAACCUUCACAGACCUAGUCCGGCAGCUGGUUGGCCGCUGCGCCACCGACGUGGAGAAGGCUCGGACGAUCUUCCGUUGGAUAACUGUGAAGAACUUAAAUAACAUACAGUUUGACGACAACCUGAGAGGGGAUUCGCCGCUCGGUCUGCUGCGGGGCAUCAAGCACGGGACUGAGAGUUACCAUGUGCUGUUUAAAAGACUGUGCAGCUACGCCGGCCUCCACUGCGUAGUGAUCAAGGGCUACAGCAAAUCCGCGGGCUACCAGCCGGGCGUCCGAUUCGAAGACAACCGGUUCCGGAAUUCCUGGAACGCGGUGUUCGUGGCGGGGGCCUGGCGGUUCGUGCAGUGCAACUGGGGCGCCAGGCAUCUCGUCAAUGCCAAGGACGCGCCGAAACCGGGCAAUAGAGGGAAGAGCGAUAGUUUAAGAUACGAAUACGACGAUCACUACUUCCUCACCGACCCGCGCGAAUUCAUAUACGAGUUCUACCCCCUGCAGUCCGACUGGCAGCUGCUCAAGACGCCCAUAACGCUUCACGACUUCGAGGAGCUGCCGUUCGUGCGCUCGCUGUUCUUCCGCUACGGACUGUACUUUAGUGACCCCAACACUAAAGCUGUCAUGUACACAGACUCCACUGGUGCGGUGACUAUGCGCAUAGCCAUGCCGGCACACAUGCAGAGCUCGCUCAUCUUCCACUACAACCUCAAGUUCUAUGACACUGAGGGUGACGGCUUCGACGGAGUCAGCCUCAAGAGAUUCGUCAUGCAGUCAGUGGUCGGCAACGUGGUAUCGUUCCGGGUGCACGCGCCGUGCUCAGGCGCCUUCUUGCUCGACAUAUUCGCGAACGCCGUCACCCCGAGAGAGUAUCUCACGGGCGAGCCGAUGAAGUUCAAGAGCGUCUGCAAAUUCAAGAUCUGCUGUGCAGAGUUGCAGACAGUGAUGGUCCCUCUACCAGACUGCGCCAGCGGCGAGUGGGGACCGACGAAAGCCACCAGGCUCUUUGGCCUUGUACCCAUCACCCACCAGGAGGCGCUAGUGUUCGCUGGUCGCGAGCUAGAACUCCAGUUCCGCAUGUCGCGGCCGCUCGCCGACUUCAUGGCUACGCUCCACAAGAACGGCGUCGACGAGAAGCGGCUCAGCAAGUACGUGCAGCAGAACGUGCAGGAGGACGUCGUGUCCUUCUACAUCACGUUCCCGGAGGAAGGUAAUUAUAUACAGCCACAGGUGAGAGCGGGACAGCUGUACACGUGCAUAGCGCUGUCUCGCUCGCUGACUUCAUGGCGACGACGCUCCACAAGAACGGCGUCGACGAGAAGCGGCUCAGCAAGUGAGAGCGGGACAGCUGUACACGUGCAUAGCGCUGUCUCGCUCGCUGACUUCAUGGCGACGCUCCACAAGAACGGCGUCGACGAGAAGCGGCUCAGCAAGUACAUGCAGCAGAACGUGCAGGAGGACGUCGUGUCCUUCUACAUCACGUUCCCGGAGGAAGGUAAUUAUAUACCACCACAGGUGAGAGCGGGACAGCUGUACACGUGCAUAGCGCUGUCUCGCUCGCUGACUUCAUGGCGACGCUCCACAAGAACGGCGUCGACGAGAAGCGGCUCAGCAAGUGAGAGCGGGACAGCUGUACACGUGCAUAGCGCUGUCUCGCUCGCUGACUUCAUGGCGACGCUCCACAAGAACGGCGUCGACGAGAAGCGGCUCAGCAAGUACGUGCAGCAGAACGUGCAGGAGGACGUCGUGUCCUUCUACAUCACGUUCCCGGAGGAAGGUAAUUAUAUACCACCACAGCGCUGUCUCGCUCGCUGA